AGAGACGCAUCCCAGGCCAGGCUACACCGCUCGAGUCUCCAGCGCGGCGGAGGCUGCACCGAGGGCGAGAGCGAGAGCGAGCGGGCAGAGGCACCAGGCGCCGGGGCCCGAGGCUCGACUCUCGGCCCCGGCUCUGCGCGUCCCCCCUCUCGGCCCUUCCUCACCGGUGCCCGGGCAAGAUGCCGCGCACGUCUCACCGGGCCAUCCCUUGGCUCUGCCUCUUCAUUGUGGCCCUCGCCACCCACCCAGCCCGGCCCCAGAAGCCCCCCAGGCGGAAGACACCCCCCUGCUGUGAGGAGGUGGCGGCGCUCCGGGCACAGGUGGCCAACCUCAGCCUCGCGCUGCGGGGACUGGGCGAGCGGCAGGAGCGGGCCUGGGGGGGCGUGGCCGCGCAGGUGACGGAGCUGCAGAGCAGCGCCAAGCGCGUGGCAGCCCGGCUGGCUGCGGCGGAGAGCAAGUACUCGGAGAUGCACGACCAGAUGGGCCUCAUGCAGCUGCAGGCGGCCCAGACCGUCACGCAGACCUCGGCCGAUGCCCUGUACGACUGCUCCUCCCUGCACCGGAGGAACUACCGCAUCUCAGGCGUGUACAAGCUGCCUGCGGACGACUUCCUGGGCAGCCCCGAGCUGGAGGUGUUCUGCGACAUGGAGACCUCGGGCGGGGGCUGGACCGUGAUCCAGAGGCGCCAGAGCGGCCUCGUGUCCUUCUACCGGGACUGGGCGCAGUACAGGCAGGGCUUCGGCAGCACCCGCGGGGACUUCUGGCUGGGCAACGAGAACAUCCACCGGCUCUCCCGACGGCCCACCCGGCUGCGCGUGGAGAUGGAGGACUGGGAGGGCAGCGUGCACCACGCCGAGUACAGCCACUUCGCGCUGAGCGACGAGCUCAACAGCUACAGGCUCUCCCUGGGGAACUACAGCGGCAGCGUGGGGAAGGACGCCCUGGGCUACCACAACAACACGGCCUUCAGCACCAAGGACAAGGACAACGACAACUGCCUGGACCCGUGCGCCCAGCUCCGCAGAGGGGGGUACUGGUACAACUGCUGCACGGACUCCAACCUCAACGGCGUCUACUACGGCCUCGGGGAGCACACCGCGCACCUGGACGGCAUCAGCUGGUAUGGCUGGCAUGGCGCCAGCUACUCCCUCAAACGGGUGGAGAUGAAAAUCCGCCCUGAAAACUUCCAGCCGUGACAGGAGGCUGCCGUGACACGGGCCGGGGACACAGGGCCGGGGAGGAGGGGGAGUCUCUGCAAGGACACUGCAGUCAGAGGAGCGUGAAGGCCUCAGGCCCGGAACACGGCGGGGGAGGGGGCCCGCCCAGCGAGGGCAGACGGAUCCCAGCUGACUUUCCUGAGAGGAAACGGGACCCACCUCCACCCACUUGCUCUAAGACACAAAUCACACGAGGACAGAACUUUUCUUUUUUUUGCUAAUAUUAAAUCUGGUUCUCAGAGGAAAGCGUGGGUGCUGGAGAAAGGCGUGAAAGAGGCUGGUGGGGAAGCCGAGUCAGCUUUUAGCAGGCAACACUGUUUUGCAGACAACACCUGCUGGGGGUGAGCCGCCCCAGGCUGCGCUGGCCUGGCAGCCCUCGGGCACUGCCCUGAGGCCUGGGCACGCACAGGGGCCCCCGGGAGCCCUACGGCACUGGUCACCUGGAGCAGCUUUAUUCCCCCGUGGGAGAGUGGCUCAGAGAGCCGCGUGCCCAUCUCGCUUAGCAAAGGCGGCUGAAAGCAGACGCUCGGAGAUGAGUGACGCACCCCUGUACAGGAGCACCUUGCUGUGUAGAAAUA
Messenger RNA from Sorex araneus (European shrew), 1795 nucleotides. RefSeq names its product angiopoietin like 7 (gene ANGPTL7). NCBI's taxonomy places the organism in Eukaryota, Metazoa, Chordata, Mammalia, Eulipotyphla, Soricidae. The transcript is spliced from 5 exons. The coding region runs from base 180 to 1196 and encodes 338 amino acids. The record is from RefSeq and is a predicted model, not a curated record.